AUGGACAGUGGCAUUAAGGAGGCAGGAAUGGACUACAGUGAUAUUUGCGCCGAACCUGAAGAAAUUGUAGCAACCGACAGGGAAGUUGUGGAGUACCGUACGGGUGUCGUCCGCGUCCCGGCGUUCAGUGCGACCUCGCUUCCCAGCGUGCAGAUCGGGCUCGAUUCCCGGUGGGGUCAAAUGGAUUUCUGGUUUCCUGGUAUAGAUCUAAACAAGCCGAUACAAGACGAAGAGCAUGGUCAGCAAAGCAGAAAUGAUACUAGCAAUCAAGAUCAAGAUCAUCAGCACAGUGUGGAGGAACCUACAGGCAAUGAGGAACAAACUACAGCUGAUAUACCUAUGUCUGACAACCAUACAGGAGCAUCUGCAGAAACAGGAGGGAUUGACACAGGGGACACAAUGUCAACCGAGGAUUCAGGUGGAGAUGAUGAAGUUCAGUCAACACCGAGCUUAACUCCAGUAGAAAAACCAUACCCAGAUAUGUUAUUUGAUACCUGGCAGGAAGCAUUGAUGUGCUACAAUAGAUAUGCUAAGCAUGUAGGCUUCUCCAUCAAGUGCAGUACUUCCCGGAAUUCUACUGUUGACAAGCAGAAGGACAAACAACUGUUUGUAUGUAACAAGAGUGGCAAACCUGUAGACAUCAACAAACAAGAAGUUCCACCUGUGCGACAGAGGAACCGUUUCAUAACUAAGAAGACUGAUUGCAAAGCGCGCCUUCGAGUCAAGAGAAGGGGCCAAAAAUGGCAUGUCACAAUGUUCAUUGAGGAACACAAUCAUCCAUGCCUAAAAAAGUUUUCGUUGAAAAGGUUCUUAAGGUCUCAUAAAGGAAUUCCAAAAGAAGAAAGGGAAUUUGUGAAGCUGCUGCAUAAGGUCAAUCUUUCAGCUGGCAGGGUGAUGUCUAUAAUGGCAGAACUGUAUGGAAAGCUUGCAAAUGUUCCUUAUGUCAGAAAGGAUGUUAGUAAUUACAUGGCUACAAUUGAUACUGCAGCACAAACUAAUAAAGAUAUGUCAUUGUUGCUCGCGGAGUUUGAGAAAGUUAAGAAAGAUGAUGCAGAUUUCUUCCACAAGCUUGAUCUUGAUCAUGAUGACAGGGUUAGAAGAAUUUUUUGGGUGGAUGGGCCAGCUAGGGCAGCAUACAAGAAGUACAGCGAUUGCCUGUCAUUUGAUGCGACUUACAUAACUAAUUGUUACAGCAUGCCCUGCACACCAUUCAUUGGCAUCAACCGAUAUGGGCAAUCAAUUCAGCUAGGUUGUGGUUUUCUCCGCAAUGAACAAGAAGCUGAUUAUGUUUGGCUAUUUGAGGCGUUUCUUGAAGCAAUGGAUGGAGUACAGCCUAUGAAUAUCAUAACUGAUCAAGAUGUAGCAAUGAGAAACGCCAUCGCAGCUAUAUUUCCUGAUGCAUGUCACCGCAAUUGUAGAUGGCAUAUCAUGCAAAAUGCACAACCUGUGUUGGGUAAUGACAUGGCUAAAAAUGAACCGUUAAGGCUAGAGUUUAAUGCUACUAUUGACUAUAGCAUGACAGUUUUUCCAUUCCUACAAACUACAGCGCGCAGCGAGGGAUUUAAUGCAGUGCUGAAAAGAUACGUCACCCCGCACAACAGCCUGCACCACUUCUUCCUCCAGUACUUGAAGCUACAGGAGAGUAUUGAAGUUGCAGAAGAUUCAAACGAGUUCAAGGAUGAAGACAAAGUCCUAAGAUGUUGGGGAGAAUGGCCUAUGGAAGAACAAGCUUUGCAAGUGUACACAAUGCCUAUCUACUUGCGUUUUCGUGCUGAGCUUCGCAAAGUAACUUCCUAUAACGCCAACCAGGUAGCUGAACAUAUUUUUGAUGUAGUGCCAAUUUCAGGGUCAGUUUUUGGCUAUGGCAAAAGGAGCUACAGAGUGGAAGCUAAUUCAAAUGAAGGAAUGUACAAUUGUGAAUGUGCUAAAAUCAGUAGGGAUGGGAUAUUAUGCUGCCAUGUGCUGCGUGUAAUGGGACAGUUAGGUGAUGUACAAGCAAUUCCAGCACACUACAUUUUGCCUAGAUGGACAAUGCCCCCAGAUGACAUUGUCCAAGAAAAAAUGGAAUUGCCUGAUGUGCCAGCAGACAGGAAAUUAUCCAAUAAAGAGCGAAAACUACUGCGCUACGGAACACUUUGCAACAAUUGGACUGAUUAUGCUAAAAUUGCAUCUGAAUCAGAAAAAGGUACGGCGUUAGCUGACAAGUACAUGCGUGAGCUGGGUAAAGAAUUAACAGCAAUGAAGAUUACUGCCGCAGCCAAGAGGAAAGAGAAGAAAAAACAAGGUAAAGACCAAGGGGUACCAUCCAUGUCUGAAUUAGGUGGUGAUGCUGGACAAGGAAGCAGUACCCAGUACCAGCAUGUAAGGGAUCCUAUAAUGACUUCAACUAAAGGUCGUCCAGAAGAAAAGCGGAAGAAAUCAGGGCUACAUCUAAAGGCUUCAAAACCUCCGAAGUGCAAAGGUUGUGGUUCUGCGCAACACUCCACUGCUGAAUGCCCUUCAAAGAUCACUCCUAGCACAGAACCAAAGGAGUUCAACUUCUUCCAUGAUAUGAUUUAG
Lolium perenne is the source of this 2559-nucleotide messenger RNA. The record is from RefSeq and is a predicted model, not a curated record. Lineage: Eukaryota; Viridiplantae; Streptophyta; Magnoliopsida; Poales; Poaceae.